Molecule: messenger RNA, 6546 nt
Organism: Corythoichthys intestinalis (scribbled pipefish)
Lineage: Eukaryota; Metazoa; Chordata; Actinopteri; Syngnathiformes; Syngnathidae
Gene: ngb
Product: neuroglobin
Exons: 7
Coding region: 2095-2574 (159 amino acids)
Biological process (GO): response to hypoxia; oxygen transport
Molecular function (GO): oxygen carrier activity; heme binding; oxygen binding
Source: RefSeq, a predicted model, not a curated record
UUAAAGGCAACACAAAAUAUGGCCACAAGGUAAGAUUGCUUGGCCUUUUUAGAUAUUAUUAAUAGAUAUGUUUGUUUUUUUAACAUGCCUACUUCCCCACCAUAGGUGAUCAUUACCAUAAUGUCUACUUUUACAUGUUUUUACACAAUAAUCAAUUAGAUAUUUUACUGAAAAUAUAAUAUUAGGGCGCUCCAACUGUUGAGUCAUCAUAGCAUUGUGCUAUUUUAGGCAAGCUUUAGUAAAUGCCCUUCAUUACUGUAAUGCAUAGCUUUCAUGAGAAUCACCCAAAUAAUUAAUGGUAAAUUUUUGUUUACAUUUUUAACUAAUAUUAUGUAAUUUAUCACUCUUUGAAUGUAUCAUCUUCAGCACAAUUUUGGCGAUGAAUACAUGAUGCCAGUUCCAUAACGGCGUGCCAAGUAUUUACAAUUGUAAAUCCAAAUUGCUAAGACAUGGGUAUUAAUGCUUUAUACUUAGUUUACAUUGGACAAGUUUAUUUUUAUAUUCUGAAGUUGAGGUAUACUAUAACUAAAAUUGUUGUUUUACACAGCAAAAACCUGCUCUCGCACCUUGCUUUACAAGAAACAUGAAUUGCAGGUUUGUUUUUAUUAGGGCUGUCAAAUGAUUAAAAUUUUUAAUCGAGUUAAUUACAGCUUAAAAAUUAAUUAAUUGUAAUUAAUCACAAUUCAAACCAUCUUAUAAAAUAUGCCAUAUUUUUCUUUAAAUUAUUGUUGGAAUGGAAAGCCACUAGACGGAUAUAUACAUUCAACAUACGGUACAUAAGUACUGUAUUUGUUAUUAUAACAAUAAAUCAACAAGAUGGCAUUAACAUUAUUAUAUUAUUGUUUUUUUUAUAUUAUUAUUAUUAUCAUUAUUAUUAUAUUAUUAUAUAUUGUGACCCAUAAUGCACCACAAUCAAGGCAAGACAAAAUAUGGCUCCAAGGUAAGAUUGUUUGGCCUUGAUAUCGUUUAUGGGUAAGUUUGUUUUUAUUUACUUGUAAGAUGACAUGUUUUUAGACAUUAAUCAAUUAGAUAUUUUACUGCAAAUAUCAUAUUAGGGAGCUCAACCUGUUGAAUAAUCAUAGCAUUCUGCCAUUUUAUGAUAGUUUUAAUGCAUAGCUCUCAUGUGAAUUACUCUAAAGGCAAAAUCGUUUGCGGUAAUUUUUUAUUGUUUUUAUUUAUUUAUUAAAUGAAAUCAUUCUGACCCAUAAUGCAGCACAAACUAGGUUUUGAUUAAAUGAAAUAAUUCUGACCCAUAAUGCAGCACAAACAAGGCAAGACAAAAGAUGCGUGGAAGGGUCGCGGAGGUGCUGGAGCCUAUCCCAGCUAACUACGGGCAGUAGGCAGUGGACACCCUGAACUGGUUGCCAGCCAAUCGCAGGGCACAAGGAGACAUACAACCAUUCACGCACACACUCACACCUAUGGACUAUUUAGAGUGUUCAAUCUGCCUACCACGCAUGUUUUUGGGAUGUGGGAGGAAACCGGAGUUCCCGGAGGAAACCCACGCAGGCACGGGGAGAACAUGCAAACUCCACACAGGAAAGCCGUAGCCCGGGAUUGAACCCUUGAUCUCAGAACUGUGAGGCGGACGUGCUAACCACUCAGCCACCGUGCCACGUUAUAACAGUUCACCUGCAGGAGGAGCUGCAACUCACUCCACCAAGCCUGACCGGAGCGAUGAGAGAUGCUUCUUUUUUCCCCCCCUUCUGUAGCAUGAAUAAUAACCAGAGAGAGAGCACGUCAAGAGGCGAGCGGGUAGGGGGGCGAGAGCAGGAGAAAUAGCAGCCACAGUGACAGAUGAGAGAUGAGAGCGUGGCAUAACUUGUCUUUUUUGACUGCGUUCUGGGCUGGGGUGAAAGCAGAGAGCAAGUGCAUCAGAGUUUAAGGCGAAGUCAAGAAUCACGCUGGCACCCUCAAGCAGACCUCUCAGCCCGGCUGCUGCACAACAAGUUCCGAGCAUACCUUUCGAAAAGGUGCACAAGUUUCGUCUUGAAGAUCUACUCCAGCGCGAUGGCUCCAUCGGAAUCGAGCCACCUUGCCGUGUAGAGGACCUGCGCGUUUUCCCCUCCAGAAAAACUUGAAGCCCUGCGGAGGAUGGAGAAGCUGUCAGGGAAGGACAAGGAGCUGAUACGGAGCAGCUGGGAGAGCCUGGGCAAGAAUAAAGUUCCUCACGGCGUUGUUAUGUUUUCCAGGCUUUUUGAGCUUGACCCAGCUCUUCUUACUCUUUUCCACUACAACACAAACUGUGGCAACACACAAGACUGCCUCUCCAGUCCAGAGUUCCUGGAGCAUGUCACGAAGGUGAUGCUUGUAAUUGAUGCCGCCGUAAGCCACCUGGAUGAUCUCCACUCCUUGAAGGAUUUUCUUCUCAACCUAGGGAGGAAGCAUCAGGCCGUGGGGGUCAACCCGCAGUCAUUUGCUGUGGUGGGGGAGUCGCUCUUGUAUAUGCUGCAGUGCAAUUUGGGCCAGGCUUACUCGGCGCCCAUGCGUCAAGCCUGGCUCAAUAUGUACAGCAUCGUGGUGGCCGCCAUGAGCCAAGGUUGGUCCGAGAACGGCGAGGACAAGGCCGACUGAGGCACCACGUGAGCCGUCGUCUCGCUUCUUUGCGGUUGCCAUGGAACGAGGUUGUGUAACUUGCAGCGCUGUGGCUUUUUUUCCCCCCACGCUGCUGUACAUCUGCUGUACGUUAGCGGAGAGCGCAAAGCAAAGGCGAAUGUAUGGUGCGGCCACCCAUCGCAGAGCUUUUUUUUCUUUGCAAGUAGGGUCCAAGCAAAGAAAAAGCAAGAGGGUUCAUUUGUACAUAAUGCCGUUUAUUAUAUAAUCUGACUAUAGUGAAAUAUGUGAUGUAUCUGCCUCACGCUUUUCAAAGUGAUACGGGUUCGGGAGGGCAGCUGUGGGUCAAAUUGCGACCAAACACAAAAUGUCAUCACUUUUUUCCUAAAAGUGUUUUGUUUUGUGUAUGUUACUCAACUUUUAAUGUGUAAGGCAAGACCUUUCCAAUAGACAAGAACUGUUAUACACUGAUAGCUUUCUACUUUAAUCUCUGACUGUUACGGUGUCUUGAUGCACCUUUCUUAAAACGGUGUGUGAUGCUCCCUACAGUGGAGGCCGUGAUAUGUAUCUCACUAGUUUGACUGUUAACAAAUAAGACUGUUAUGUGCAGGUAAAGGGCAUAUAGGAGGAUUUUCUACAUGUUCGCACUCAAGUUUGAUGUUCAUCAUUGUAAUCAUGGCUUAUUAACUGUGUCGUCGUGGCAACAAAACGGAUUGUGGAUGUGAAUGCUAACACUAAAUGGGUGAUUCUCAUGAAGCUAAGCCUAACUAUGUCUUUGAAUAUUUUAGGGAUACAUACAGUGCUGACCAAAAGUAUUGGCUCAAUUUCUCCCAGAAAAUGCUUGCAAUGACAAAUGCUUUGGUAGGAAUAUUUUCAUUUAUUUUGUUUGCAAUGGGAAAACAUAAAAAAGAAUGGGAAAAAAAAAAUUAAUCAUUAUCAUUUUACACAAAACUCCAAAAAUAGGUCGGACAAAAGUAUUGGCACCCUUUGAAAAAACGUGAUGCUUCUCUAAUUUGUGUAAUUAACAGCACCUGUUACUUACCUGUGGUACAUAGCAGGUGGUGGCAAUAACUAAAGCCCACUUGCAGCCAGUUAAAAUGGAUUAAAGUAGACUCAACCUCAGUGCUGUGUCCUUGUGUGUACCACACUGAGCAUGUAGAAAAGAAAGAAGACCAAAGACCAAAGAACUGUCUGAGGACUUGAGAAGCAAAAUUGUGAGGAAGCAUGGGCAAUCUCAAGGCUACAAGUCCAUCUCCAAAGACCUGAAUGUUCCUGUGUCUACCUUGCACAGUGUCACCAAUAAUUGUAAAUCCCAUGGCACUGUGGCUAACCUCCCUAGAUAUGUAUGGAAAAGAAAAAUUGAAGAGCGAUUUCAACGAAAGAUUGUGCGGAUAGUGGAUAAAGAAUCUCGACUAGCAUCCAAACAACUUCAAGCUGUCCUGCAGUCACAAGGGUACAACAGUGUCAACCUGUACUAUCCGUCGGCAUUUGAAUGAAAAGGGACUCUAUUGUAGGAUACCCUGGAAGACCCCACUUCUGACCCAGAGACAUAAAAAAUCCAGGCUGGAGUUGCUGGCUGGUCAGAUGAGACAAAAGUAGAGCUUUUUAGGAAAAGUCAUCAACAUGGAGUUUACAGGGGGAAAAAACGAAGCUUUCAAAGAAAAGAACACGGUCCCAACAGUCAAGCAUGGCGGAGGUUCCCUGAUGUUUUGAGAUUUGCUUUGGGGUUGAUCCAAACACACUUCAAAAAGCACUAGAAAAUGGUUUGAGAGAAACCACUGGAGACUUCUAAAGUGGCCAGCAAUGAGUCCAGACCCGAAUCCCAGAGAACACCUGUGGAGAGAUCUGAAAAUGGCAGUUUGGAAAAGGCACCCUUCAAAUCUCAGAGACCUGGAGCAGUUGGCCAAAGAAGAAUGGUCUAAAAUUCCAGCGGUUUUCUAAGAAACUCAUUGAUGGAUACCGGAAGCGUUUGUUCGCAGUUAUUUUGUUGAAAGGUUGUGCUACCAAGUAUUAGGCUGAGGGUGCCAAUACUUUUGUCUGGCCCAUUUUUGGAGUUUUGUGUAAAAUGAUAACGAUUUAAUGUGUUUUUCAUUCUCUUUUGUGUUUUCAUUGCAAGCAAAAUAAAUGAAGAUAUUACUACCAAAGCAUUUGUAAUUGCAAUCAUUUUCUGGGAGAAAUUGAGCAAUAUACGACAGAAUUGCAGCGGUGCCAAUACUUUUGGCCAGCACUGUAUGUCUAUGUACUGUCUAUUAUGUAGCCCACUCCACUAUUUCUUACCAAAAAAGUAUUUUGUAUGUUCUUAAAAGGGCAGAUGAAGAGUUCAAUUCUUGAGCACUUUACUGGGUUAAAUUUUAUCGAAUGCCUCAUUAACUGUGUAAAAACUCAUAUUAGAGAUACAUAUAAGACAUGUUUUUCAUUUUUCCUAAAGUAUAAUAAAAAAAAAUGUAUAUAUAAAUAUAUACCGUAUUGGCCCGAAUAUAAGACGACCCUGAUUAUAAGACGACCCCCUCUUUUUCAAGACUCAAAUUUGAAAAAUACUUUUUGAACACCAAAUUAUUUUUUAUACAGCAAAUAAUUACAUUACAUCCGAAACGAAUGAUUAUAACAAUAUAUUUGAGAGGAAAAAGCAUGCUAUUUUGCCUCAUUCAAAUCUUAAUAUGUGAACAUUUAAAUAUGUAAAUUAAAGUGCAAUCACAUUCGUAAAUGAAUGGCUUCUGUUUUUUGAAAUGUAAAUAAACCAUUCUAUUGUGAUAAAACAACAAAAUUGCAAUAACUGCAUUAACCAUCAAGGUGAAGUCUAACUGUAACUGUAGUCUUGAAACAAAUCCGAAUAAGGAAAAACAUUGCAAUAAAAUAAUGCAAACUGGUUAAACUAAAAAGAGUAGCUGAGAUCUGUCAUGACAGAAAAUCACUUCAAUGAUAUCUGGCGCUAUCUAGCGUCGUGAAUGAGUAUUAUGUCUAGACCGCGAAUAUAAGACGACUCCCUCUUUUUCAUGGUUAUUUCAAUGAAAGAUACACACUCUUAUAUUUGAGCCAAUACGGUAUAUACAGUGCUGCUCGAAAGUUUGUGAACCCCACAGCGAUGGUCAGAUUUUUUGUAAAAAAAACUAAAAUAACCUUAUUAAAUGUUAAGUUAUACCCAAAUCCACAAUACUGACAUUCCAAAUAAUGGACUGAAACAAAAGAAAUAGUUAUAUUGUCAUUCUUUAUUUAACAAAAGUGGUUGAUUUAAGAAAAACUCAGAUAUCAUGUGUGCAAAAGUAUGUGAACCCCUUCAGUUAAUAGGAUAUUGCGCCUCCUUUUGCAGAGAUUACCUCAACCAAACGGUUUCUGUAGUGACUAAUCAGCCUCUCACAUCUACUUUGGGGGAUUUUUGCCCAUUCUUCCUUGCAGAACGCAGUCAGUUGAGAGAGGUUUGAUGGGCGUCUGGCAUGAACUGCUCGCUUCAGGUCCCGCCACAGCAUUUCAAUGGGAUUUAGGUCAGGACUUUGACUGGGCCAGUCCAGAACACGAAUCUUCUUCUUUUUCAGCCAUUCCUUGGUUGUAUUGCUGGAAUGCUUUGGAUCAUUAUCAUGUUGCAUGAUCCACCUUCUGCCAAGCUUUAACUUCAAAACAGAUGGCGUCAGGUUAUGUUCUAGGAUUUGACAAUAUUCCUCAGAAUUCAUGAUUCCCUGGACUAUGUGGAGUUGUCCAGGUCCUGAGGAUGAAAAGCAAGCCCAGAUCUUGACAUUCCCACCUCCAUGCUUCACUGUUGGGAGAAGGUUCUUUUGGUGGUAUGCAGUGUUGACUUUUCGCCAGACAUGGCGGUUUUGGUUGUGACCAAACAGUUCAAUUUUGCACCUACAUCAGUUGAUGAAAACUCUUUUUAAUUUAGUCUCGACAACACAACUGUUAAAAAAACAAAAAAAACCUACUGAAUUGAUUGAUUAGGAAAUCAGGUUGAAAUAAUAGAAAAUUCCAAAAUGUUGAGGGGGUUCACAAACUUUUGAGCAG